ACUACGGACGGAAUUUGUUGAUACACAUCCAUUGAUGGACUUCAGCCAUGGCGUGAAGGGAAAUAAUGCUUUUUCUUUCAUGGUUUAGAAUUGUUUUUUGCUUGUCUUGUAUUAAUGGAAUUUAACCUGUCCUUUCUAGCGAAACUUGCCUUAAUUUGACGUGUGAAUUUCUUCACUUGUUUGAUUUUAGGCAGCUUUCUCCGGCUGAUCAAAGCUUAGGCUAGGUAAUUGUUAGCCUGUUAGCGCUAGCUCAACCCGCUAGUAAACAUUUGACAAGUUGUAGGGCAUUAUUCCAAGACUGAAUUAUGGAAAGUAUAUUUGACCUUCCUGUGGAAAAGCACAUAUUUUAUGCUGUGCUUGGAUUUUCAUGGACGGUGUAUCUAUGGGAGGCAUAUCUUGCUUACAGACAGAGGAAGAUGUACAGACUGACCACACAUGUGCCACAAGAACUUGGGAAGAUAAUGGAUUCAGAAACGUUUGAGAAGUCUCGUCUUUACCAAUUGGAUAAAAGCAACUUCAGCUUUUGGUCUGGUCUGUAUUCUGAGACUGAAGGAACGCUCAUUUUGCUUUUUGGAGGAAUCCCUUUUUUGUGGGACAUUGCUGGCUCUUUCACUGCCCACUUUGGUUUUGGCCCUGAGUAUGAGAUUACCCAGUCACUUGUGUUUCUGACACUUGCGACACUGUUCAGUGCUGUAACGGGACUUCCCUGGAGCUUAUAUAACACAUUUGUCAUUGAGGAGAAACAUGGCUUUAACCAGCAGACGCUGGGCUUCUUUUUCAAGGAUGCUGUGAAGAAAUUUUUUGUUACCCAGUGUAUUCUACUUCCUGUAACCUCACUUCUUUUGUACAUCAUCAAGAUUGGUGGAGACUACUUUUUUAUUUAUGCCUGGCUAUUUACCUUAGGUGUUUCUCUGAUCCUUGUAACCAUUUAUGCUGAUUACAUUGCUCCUCUGUUUGACAAAUUUACUCCACUACCUGAGGGGGAGCUGAAGAAUGACAUUGAGUCUAUGGCCAAAAGUAUUAGCUUUCCUCUUACCAAAGUCUAUGUAGUUGAAGGUUCCAAGCGGUCGUCCCAUAGCAACGCAUAUUUUUAUGGCUUUUUCAAGAACAAACGUAUUGUUCUGUUUGACACACUGCUGGAGGACUACUCGCCCCUCAAUAAAACUGGAGAAUCUGAGACUCCCCAACCAGAAUGUAAUGAGGAAGACACAAAAUUGAAGCCCAAGAACAAAAAACAGGGCUGCAACAACCCAGAGAUCUUGGCUGUUCUGGGUCAUGAACUUGGUCACUGGAAGCUGGGUCACACUGUCAAAAAUAUUGUUAUCAGUCAGAUGAAUUCCUUCUUGUGCUUCUCCUUGUUUGCUGUCUUGAUUGGACGAAAGGAACUGUUUGUAGCUUUUGGCUUCACUCACAGUCAACCCACACUAAUAGGCUUGAUGAUUAUCUUCCAAUUCAUCUUUUCUCCUUACAAUGAGCUCCUGUCCUUCUGCUUGACUGUGCUUAGUCGCAGAUUUGAGUUUCAGGCAGAUGCCUUUGCUCGCAACAUGGGUAAAGCCUCUGAGCUCUAUUCAGCUCUUAUCAAGCUGAACAAGGACAACCUGGGCUUCCCUGUGGCUGACUGGUUGUUCUCCAUGUGGCAUUAUUCUCACCCUCCGCUCUUGGAGCGCCUCAGGGCUUUGGGCAGCGGCAAACAGGACUGACAUGUUCAGAGGGGAGAGCGGCGCCCGUUGCCUCCCCCAAAAGGCCUCCGUAGACCGCUCCUCACCAUCUGAUGCGCCCUACUCCUUUUUUGCUUUUAUUCUAUUGACUUAACCACAUGCACCAUUGUGUUCUCCUUUAGACAUCAACAAACCAGUAUAUGGACAGUAUAAGUCCUGGAACAAUAUAUUGUUUGGUGAUGACUAAUUCAAAAGAGCAUUUCUUUGUUCUGGGCAAUGUGUCUGUACUGAACAUUUGUUCAAAUACUGUCUAUAAAACAAUUCAGUUCUUUGAAAAAAGUAUACUUUUUAAAUUUUACUUAGAACUUUUGUAAUUCCUUCAUUUAUUUGGACAGAUGUUUUGCCUUCUAGUGUAACUGCUCUAAUCACACAAACACUUUUUCAAACUUCACCUGACCACUUUCUACCAAAUGAGAGUGCCUCCCAAAUCUGUGAUACUGAAGCCUUUAUCAACAGAGCAAUGUUUUAUGUACUUAUGGUAAAUAUGGCUAGUUUUCCUUUUACAAACAGCGGGAAGAGAUGUUGUGUUACUUACAUUGUUUUUAUGUGCUUUAUAAGAGUCCAGUUAUACAUGUAUAUGUUGCUGAGGAAUAAUUUAAAAUGUUAAAGACAUUCUGAAAAGUCAUGUUUGUUUUGGGGUGAAGACAGGAUUGUUUGAGAAGGAGAUUGUUGUUGUUUUUUUUUCAGCAAUAAACUGCUGAUAAAUAUA
Messenger RNA from Periophthalmus magnuspinnatus, 2427 nucleotides. RefSeq names its product zinc metallopeptidase, STE24 homolog (gene zmpste24). Gene Ontology annotation, molecular function: metalloendopeptidase activity. The coding region runs from base 306 to 1700 and encodes 464 amino acids. Gene Ontology annotation, cellular component: endoplasmic reticulum membrane. The record is from RefSeq and is a predicted model, not a curated record. Lineage: Eukaryota; Metazoa; Chordata; Actinopteri; Gobiiformes; Gobiidae. Gene Ontology annotation, biological process: CAAX-box protein processing. The transcript has 9 exons.